GCAUGUACACUGUAUUUGACUGCAGGGUGUCAACGUUGUACAAUGCCGAGAGUUCCUUAGAGGGCGCUAAUCCCCUGGGUACGCAGAGCUACCGAGCAGUUUCCAGAGUGGGUUUCAUUGGCAAGGUUGCCGGCCAGGGUUGGGCUUUCCGGCUUCAUUAGAUCGCUGGGACAUUGCAUAGAUCACAUGAGCGCCUGUUGGCAGUAAUGGCAAAAGGUAACGGGGGCGUCGCAAGUUGAGAGAAGGUGUGGAGGUGUGUGCCUCGUAAGUUUUCAUUACUGUGGUUAUGUGUAGGGGCUCAUCCAGCCUGUUGCUUGGCAGCUGAAAGAACAGUACAGCAGCGCGGUGUCCGCACCUGGAGAGCUGGCAAGAAGCAGGAUACUGCAGUCUGAUGUGAUGGUGCCCACUAGGAAGUGAUAUUGGAAAGUUACAUACAUUGCUUUACUGCUGGCAAGCUACUUAUAGGGUUCUGUGCAUUUGAUGGUAUUACAAUGGUCGUAUGUUGUGCCAGGCUUUGACUAUGUCAGUCAAGUGUCCCAUUCGUCGAUCUCAUGUUCAUUCAAUAAGGACAAGCCGAGAAGAACUUGUAAACAAAAUAAAAAACACCAAUUGUCUUCUGGAGAACUUGACAGAACAUGGAUUCUUUUCCACUGAAGAUGCAGAGAUUGUUAUGCAGUUUUCAACAAAGUCUGAUAGGGUUCGACAGAUUCUUGACCUUGUGGAAAGUAAAGGGGAGGAAGUUUCAGAAUAUUUUCUAAGUGUCCUUCAAAGAAUACCAGAAGCUUAUUUUAAUUUAAAGCCGUGGUUAGAGGAAAUUUGUUUUCAAGCCUCUGAACAAAUACUUUGUUUGAAUGUUAAAAACAAUGACCCAGUUACAGUUUUUAGCAGAAAAAUAAAACAUGAGCUGUGCUGUGAUGUGAAAUACAUUAAGUCUUACACAGAGAGAGAAGAGAUGAUGCUUCAGGAAACAUAUGUCAAUGGGAUAAUGGAACUGAUAAGUGCAGCAAAUGAGAAUAUGGGAAGAGUGCAAGAUCUCAGCUGUUUGUUCGAUGGCAAUGGAGUGAUAAAUGAAGAUGGGGAAACGAUCUUUGUCUUUGGUGAUGCAGGCAUGGGAAAGACGCUGUUGAUCCAAAAGUUGCAAAACAUGUGGGCCAAAGGAGAAUACUAUUGUGAAAUCAAAUUCUUAUUUAGGUUUAGGUGCAGGACAUUUAGCUUGUUCAAAAAGACUACAUUAAUAACCCUAGAGGACCUUCUCUUCAAGUACAAUUGCAACCCUGACCAUGAGCCAGAGGAAGUGUAUAGAUAUAUACUCCAUUUUCCAGAAACUGUGUUGUUUACUUUUGAUGGCUUUGAUGAAAUACAUUCUGAUUUCGACUUGAACAGCGUUCCAGAGGUCUCCUCGCCAUUUACUCAAACCCACCCAGUGGUCUUGCUUUCUCACCUGCUGAGUGGAAAACUGUUGAAAGGGUCCAAGAAAGUUUUGACAGCCAGAACAGCAACCCAUGUCCCUAAAAAUAUAAUCCGUAAGAAAAUAAUGCUAAGGGGGUUCUCCACAGAAAACCUGCAUGCAUACACUAGUUUAUUUUUUAAGGAAAGUGAGAUUCAUAAGCGUGUGAUAAGCCACCUCAAAGCAAAUCACAAUUUCAGUAGCUUGUGUUCAAUACCCCUCUUUUGCUGGAUUAUUUUCAAAUCCUAUGAACAUUUUCACUCUAUUAAUGACUGUCAGGAAUUUUCAAGCAGCUCAGUAACAUUAACAGACAUCUUUUUACUUAUUAGUGAAGUUUACCUGAACAUGUCAAGUAAAGUUUUUUCCGUUAAGGGAGCCAGUAGAAGCCAAUCAGAGACUUUUAAAAAUGGCAAGGAUACAUUAUUGUCAAUUGGAAGGCUUGCUUACGAUGGAAUGGAAAGGUCCAUGUUUGUCUUUGAUCAGGAUGCUGUCACAUCUCUAAAUAUAUCUGAGAAAGACCUCAAACUGGGCUUCCUCAGAACUGUGAAAGUGUACAGCGAACUAGGUGAUCAUACAUCUUUUGAAUUUUUUCAUAUGACCCUGCAGUCUUUCUUUACAGCCUUGUUUCUUGUGAUUAAUGACAAAACUGGCAGUGCUGAACUCCUAAAAUAUUUCAGCCAAUGCACUUACACAGAAGAUAAAGAACUUCAACAUUCCCCUUUGUCAUGUAUAUGUGCACGUAGAGACAGGAAAGAAGAUCCCUUCAAGAAUAAUGAUCACCUACAAUUUAUCAAUCUUUUUCUCUGCGGCUUGCUCUCUAAACCGAAACAGAGCCUUUUGAAGGACAUAGUGCCCCCAUCAAUACUCAAGAUGAAAAGAAAAGCUCUGAAACAGAAACUUUACAAAAGUGUUAAAUCCCACUUAAAAAGCCUGCCUCGCUCUCCAUUUCUUGAAUAUAAUCGUGUACAUGCACUGACUCACUUUAUUUGGAUGGCACGGUGCAUUUGUGAAACACAGAGUGAGAAAGUGGGAAAACUUGCCGCCAAGGGAAUAUGUGCAGACUAUAUUAAACUAAGUUUCUGUGGAGCAUCGUCAUCUGAUUGUGGUGCCAUUUCAUUCGUACUAAAUCAUUAUCACAAAAAGAUUGCUUUGGAACUAGACAAUAACAACAUAAAUGACUAUGGGGUAAAAGAACUCAUUCCAUGCUUCAGCAAGCUCACUGUAAUCAGGCUUAGUGUAAAUCAGAUCACCGAUGAAGGGGCCAAAGUUUUGUAUGAAGAAUUGACUAAAUACAAGGUCAUCACCUUUCUAGGCUUGUACAAAAAUCUCAUCACUGAUUUUGGUGCACAAUUUAUUGCACGAAUUAUAGAAGAAUGCCCAAAACUAAAACGUGUAAAAUUGGGAUACAACCGUUUUACUGGUGAGGGUGGUACAUACAUAGGCCGUGCAAUUUUGAACAGCACUAGUAUCUGUGACAUUGGGAUGUGGGGAAAUGAAAUUGGUGAUGUUGGAGCUUGUGCAUUUGCUGAAGCAAUUACGAAUCACUCCAGCUUGACACAUCUAAGCCUUGCUUGCAAUGGGAUUAGCACAGAAGGCGGAAAAUCGAUUGCUGAGGCCUUACAGCAAAACACUUCAUUAAAAAUACUCUGGCUCACUGAGAACAAGCUGACAGAUGAAGCGGCAGAGCACUUUGCCAAGAUGGUAAAGGUUAACAAAACCCUCCGGCACCUGUGGCUUGUGAAUAAUCAGAUCACAAAUCAUGGAGCUGAACUGCUGUCCGAGGCCCUGCAGCACAACACUGUAAUGGAGGAGAUCUGUUUACAAGGAAACCCACUCACACUAGGGGAGAAUCAACCAUUUGAGCAGAACUCCAGGAUCUUUUGUAUCUGAUUAACUUGUGUAAAAGAACAAGAAACUGAGGCCCAAAGACUGUAAGACAAAGGGAAUGAAGUGCAGCUGCUUAGUGGGGAAAACCUUGGAGCCGUUGUUGGAAUGAACUACAAACUGCAUAAUAUACGCUAUAUUAUUUCUAUACAGGGAGUAUCAAGCUGUUGAAAAACAAGCAAAGCUCAUGCCCUCUGGUUCCAGCCACUGCACAUUAAACGUUAAGCCUUUGGGCAUUAGAUUAAGGGGCAAAUGCAUCCAAAGCUCAAAAUAGAUCAUGACAAAGUUGACAGUUCUGAAUGUGAACUGAAUACAGUUGUUAGAACUACAAACCAUGAUGGGAUCAGGUAAUAAUGGUUGUUACAUUAA
Messenger RNA from Xenopus tropicalis (tropical clawed frog), 3700 nucleotides. It is a transcript of the gene nod1, whose product is annotated as nucleotide binding oligomerization domain containing 1. Gene Ontology annotation, molecular function: ATP binding; nucleotide binding. Gene Ontology annotation, cellular component: cytoplasm. The record is from RefSeq and is a predicted model, not a curated record. The coding region runs from base 500 to 3337 and encodes 945 amino acids. NCBI's taxonomy places the organism in Eukaryota, Metazoa, Chordata, Amphibia, Anura, Pipidae. Gene Ontology annotation, biological process: regulation of apoptotic process. The transcript is spliced from 13 exons.